Molecule: messenger RNA, 6110 nt
Organism: Rattus norvegicus (Norway rat)
Lineage: Eukaryota; Metazoa; Chordata; Mammalia; Rodentia; Muridae
Gene: Pkm
Product: pyruvate kinase M1/2
Biological process (GO): chromatin remodeling; glucose metabolic process; pyruvate biosynthetic process
Cellular component (GO): nucleus; cytoplasm
Molecular function (GO): protein serine/threonine kinase activity; magnesium ion binding; potassium ion binding
Source: RefSeq, a predicted model, not a curated record
GGAUUAGAAGAGUUCAUCACGCUGCACAGCUGCAGAAUGUUAAAAUGGUUUAAUAUAUAAUUUUUCACUGAUCAUUUUGAAAGACCCUUAUUGGAGAUAAUCAUUCUGUCUGAUGAUGAACAGUAACCACAAUGAUGAUUCUGGACUUUCACAUGGAUAAAGCCCAUUUCUUCUUGAGUCAUAGGUGUUUCUAAGGUAAUAGUUUUAAUAUUUCUGUGGUGUCUGGUUGCCCCUGACUUAGCAGCAACCUGAGGAUAUAUGUCCUUUUGAAUGAUAUAAGCUUUGCGCAGUGGCAGUAUCGUAGCCAAUGAGGUUUAUCUGAGGCGCGAUUAUUGCUAAUUGAACACUUGAAUGAUAUAAAGUCAUAGGAGACAGGGAAGCCCACUGGCCUCAAUGUUUCUGAGGCAUUGAGUUUAGGAAUGUCUCUUCUGCAAGGGGACUUUAUUGAUAGGCCAUGUGAGGUCACUACCUGGGUGAGUUUGCUGGUGGAUGUCAUCUUAUCCUUUGUGACCCUUCGUCUUCCAAAUCUUGAUUGAAACCCAUCCUCAAUCUCAUCACACAGCUGUUAUGUCAGGAGCUUUCCCUUUCUAUCCCUCUCUUUGAGAUGGAAAGUCACAGAUUAUCUACCCAGACAGACUUCUCCAGAUAGGUUCUACUUACUCUGCAAUUUGUACACUAAGGAGCCUGAGCUACAAAUGCAGGGAGAAAGGAGAGCACACACUUCCAGGGGUAGUUGACUGAGUAGGAUCACAUCACUCUAAAAAGCCACCCCUCUCCCCUUUUUUUCUCUUCAGUGCAUCCUGGCAGCUCUGGAAUAAAGAAAAGUUGGAGGUUCUGUUGGGUGACGAGGCCUCCUUCAAUGAGAUAGUACUUUACAGAAUGAGUAAGGAAUCCUCAGUCUUAUCUCUUUCUGCCCUUCACUGCUGAUGCUGCAUUUGCAAGAUGCUGGGAAAGCCCAGACACAGAGUUGCAUUCAGAACACUUGAAUAGUUUCAGUAUUUAAUGAAGUUACAUGCACUGAAUAUUCAACUUCUGGAGAGGCCUCCACACCUAAACUAAUCUUUCAUGUGCAGCUAAAAUGUUUUCUCCUUGAAGCUGUCUCUUUCCCACAGAGACAAACUCUUUUUCUCUUCAUCCUUAACUCCAAAAAUCCAUCAUGUUUUUUCCUUUCCAGGGUUUGUCUGGGAGAAAUUUUGCUGUGACGGUGGUUCAGACUUUCAUAUGAAUUCACAAUCAUAGUGGGCUAUAUAGAGAGUGAAACCCUAUCUCAAAAACAAGUCCAGUAGGUCCAGUUUUAGAAGGAGGAGGUAGGUCUGAAGUGUUAAGUUCUACUUUAAACCUGAUGUUCAAAGCUUGUGGGCUGCUCUGGCAGUCUGUCUUGUCCUCAGAAAUGACCCUACCUUUCCAGGGACCAAGAAGUCAUAUGAUAUAUGGGCCACUUUAUAACCUCACCAUUCCAGCAGGGCCAAAGUUUAUUUUGCAGAUCUUGCAUUGGAGUAUGGCUUUUACGACACACCUUCCCCCAAAGAACUCCCAUUGAAUUUUAAAAACCAUUAAGCCAUCAAACCAGAUCCUGUGGUCCUAUGGCCAAAAAUCUGCAGUACAAUGAGUGAGUCUAGCAGCUUACCCUCCCAUCCUGACCAAAUCAGUGAACACAAAGGAAGGGCUUAUUUCAGGCUGGAUGAGAGGCCUGUGUCCUUCAACCCUGGUUUCCUGUGACCUUGGGGCUGCUGUAGAUUGAAUUUUCAGAAGGGUGGUUCAGAGAAGGCAAAUCUGAAUUCAGAAAGCAGUCUUGCUCUGGUCAACAGAAAGUCCUCUAAGACUGCAGUUACUAGAGGAAGAAGUUGGACACUGUUGGACUCAUGCACAUAUAACUAUCUGAUCAAACCCCACCCUGUGAAAUAGGGAUUGUCCUCAAGUUACUUUUAACGGACUGUAGAUGUUAAAUUACAGGAAUAGUCAUAGGGCUAGUGAUUAAACUAUAACAAAGAUAAGAUACAACCUAACUAUGUACUCUUCUAUACCAUGUCGAUUUCUCAGCAGAAGCAAGACAGUAACCUUUAGGAAGUCACUCUGACACAUUCUGUCAUCUAAUGUGAACAAGACAUACCAUAGUCUACCACUUCCCAUGGAUCCCAUUUGUGUAACUAUCAAGUCAUUAAAACCUCCAGAUGAAGAGCAAUUUUCAGCUGCCACCAGUCUCCAGUUUAAUAGAUAUGCACGUCAGGUUGGCUUUCAGUUCUGCCUCAGUCUCCUAAGUGCCAAGACCACAGACUUGGGCACACCUAGUUUUGAAUCUAGAUUUGUGUAUGCGUGCGUGUGUGUUCAUGUAAAAGAGAGAGGAGAGGGAGGUAAGGAGGGAGAGAAUGAAUGAAUUUAUGACCAAAACUCUAGUGGGGGUGGGCCUAGAUCUCACUGUGUAUGUAGCUCAGUGUUAUCUCAGGCUGACCUUGGCUCCACAGUUUCUCGGGACUUGGCCCCUUGAGUGUUGGGAUUACAGGUGUGAGCCACUAUGCUUGACUCUCAGUAUGAACAGUGAACCUCAACAUGAGUAGAUAGCUGUCACCAUGUUGUACACUAUGGUUCUUAGUCUUUUUCAGUUAAAGGCACAAAGAGAUCAUUUCUUCUACCCCCUUCUCUGGCAGAAAGGAAUUUGAUUUUCUCCACAGAUAUAAUCGGGUUUUUUUUUUUUUUCCAACUUCAAGUUCUUUCCACCUUAAUAACCAAGCAUUUACUUCCUCACCUAAACUAAGGGGACCGCGAAAGGCUUACAGAGUAAAUUAAACUUUAUUUCACUACAAAUUGUGUUUAUGCAGUUACCCUCCCCUCUAAUCUAAACUGACAGGAAAUGAAAUGAAGGCCUGUGAUUCAGCUACAAAGAAGUGUCUGCCUGAGUUGGUCACACCCAUCUUUUUCCAAGAAAAAAAAAAAAACCAAACCCCCCCACUAAGGUACAGUUUUCCCAUUUAGAAUGUGGCAACAUUGUGUCUGCUUUCAAAACUGCGGAAUGGAGACCAGUGUUAACAGUUGGGAAGUUAGAAAAUACCUUAUAGGGAAAAUAUUUGUUAAAGAAGACGCCAAUACUAUAAAUUUAAAUACAUACACAACUGAGUCAAAAACCAGUGUUGACUCCUAAACAGAUAAUGGCUUCGCGAAGGUCAGUUCUGCACUAAUUACCUUGGAUUGCUGCUUCCCCGCAUCUUAAGAAUGCAGAUUUGAGAUCCUACUCAAAGAUUAGCAUGGGUCCAAUCUGGCUCUCCUUGUUAGGAGGUCCCGCUCACUUUCCAAAAGAGAGACUAAGUUCCCCCUACCCAGUCUCUAAGUCUGGAACCCUCUAGGAAGCAGCCCAGACUUUCCACCACUCUCUUGCUCCCAUCACCCUAGCUUCCCGUUCCGCUCAGCCUCUGAGGGUGUACCCGGGCGAGCGCCGGGAGGGUGGAGAGUCACCGGGCGGGGCUGGAGGAAUGUCCGGGACCUAUAAAUCUGGGCAACGCCCUGGUAGGCCAGGGCAGAUGGGGAGACCUGGGCAGAAUUCCAAAAUGGGAUUAUGUAGCCUCUGAGGUCCUAAAGCAACAGGUGGCGGACCACCCGGGGAUCUAGGGGUGGUGGCGGCGGUGGACCCGAGGGCGGGUCCUGCCUCCUCACCACUUCCCCAUUGGCCAUCAGAAUGACCCAUGCGCAAUUUUGGUUUGCAAUGUCCUUCCGCCACGGAAGGUAGUCCCCCUCAAAAGGGCAACCUGCUUGUCCCGCCUACCCUGCGACUCUCUCAGAAGGUGCGGGUGCCUGUUGAGAGGCGGGGCUCUGCUAGCUGCUGCCCGGAUUGGGCGAGGGGCGGGGCUGCGGAGGGAUUGCGGCGGCCCGCAGCAGUGAUAACCUUGAGGCCCAGUCUGCGCAGCCCCGCACAGCAGCGACCCGUCCUAAGUCGACAGACGUCCUCUUUAGGUAUUGCAACAGGAUCUGAAGUACGCCCGAGGAUCUCAGAAACCAUGCCCAAGCCAGACAGCGAAGCAGGGACUGCCUUCAUUCAGACCCAGCAGCUCCAUGCAGCCAUGGCUGACACCUUCCUGGAACACAUGUGCCGCCUGGACAUUGACUCCGCACCCAUCACGGCCCGCAACACUGGGAUCAUCUGUACCAUUGGCCCUGCUUCCCGAUCUGUGGAGAUGCUGAAGGAGAUGAUUAAGUCUGGGAUGAAUGUGGCUCGGCUGAAUUUCUCUCAUGGAACCCAUGAGUACCAUGCAGAGACUAUCAAGAAUGUCCGUGCAGCCACAGAAAGCUUUGCAUCUGAUCCCAUUCUCUACCGACCUGUUGCGGUGGCUCUGGAUACAAAGGGACCUGAGAUCCGGACUGGACUCAUCAAGGGCAGCGGCACCGCAGAGGUGGAGCUGAAGAAGGGAGCCACACUGAAGAUCACCCUGGACAACGCCUACAUGGAGAAGUGCGACGAGAACAUCCUGUGGCUGGACUAUAAGAACAUCUGCAAGGUGGUGGAGGUGGGCAGCAAGAUCUACGUGGACGAUGGGCUCAUCUCCCUGCAGGUGAAGGAGAAAGGUGCUGACUACCUGGUGACAGAAGUGGAAAAUGGUGGCUCCUUGGGCAGCAAGAAGGGCGUGAACCUGCCUGGUGCUGCUGUGGACCUCCCUGCUGUGUCAGAAAAGGACAUCCAGGACCUGAAGUUUGGGGUGGAGCAGGACGUGGACAUGGUGUUUGCGUCUUUCAUCCGCAAGGCGGCUGACGUGCAUGAGGUUAGGAAGGUCCUGGGAGAGAAGGGCAAGAACAUCAAGAUCAUCAGCAAAAUCGAGAACCAUGAAGGUGUCCGCAGGUUUGAUGAGAUUUUGGAGGCCAGCGAUGGAAUCAUGGUAGCUCGUGGUGACCUGGGCAUUGAGAUUCCGGCAGAGAAGGUCUUCCUAGCUCAGAAGAUGAUGAUUGGACGAUGCAACCGAGCUGGGAAGCCAGUCAUCUGCGCCACCCAGAUGCUGGAGAGCAUGAUCAAGAAGCCACGCCCCACCCGUGCUGAAGGCAGUGACGUGGCCAAUGCAGUCCUAGAUGGAGCUGACUGCAUCAUGCUGUCCGGAGAAACAGCCAAAGGGGACUACCCUCUGGAGGCUGUUCGCAUGCAGCACCUGAUUGCCCGAGAGGCAGAGGCUGCCAUCUACCACUUGCAGUUAUUCGAGGAACUCCGCCGCCUGGCGCCCAUUACCAGCGACCCCACAGAAGCUGCCGCCGUGGGUGCCGUGGAGGCCUCCUUCAAGUGCUGCAGUGGGGCCAUUAUCGUGCUCACCAAGUCUGGCAGGAGUGCUCACCAAGUGGCCCGGUACCGCCCAAGGGCUCCUAUCAUUGCUGUGACACGCAAUCCCCAGACAGCCCGCCAGGCCCAUCUGUACCGUGGCAUCUUCCCUGUGCUGUGUAAGGAUGCCGUACUGGAUGCCUGGGCUGAGGACGUUGAUCUUCGUGUGAACUUGGCCAUGAAUGUUGGCAAGGCCCGAGGCUUCUUCAAGAAGGGAGAUGUGGUCAUUGUGCUGACUGGAUGGCGCCCUGGCUCUGGCUUCACCAACACCAUGCGUGUAGUGCCUGUACCAUGAUGAUCCUCUGGAGCUUCUCUUCUAGCCCCUGUCCCUUCCCCUCCCCUAUCCUAUCCAUUAGGCCAGCAACGCUUGUAGUGCUCACUCUGGGCCAUAGUGUGGCGCUGGUGGGCUGGGACACCAGGAAAAAUUAAUGCCUCUGAAACAUGCAAUAGAGCCCAGCUAUUUUUCAUGGCCCUACUUGAGCCAGGGGUGAAGGAGGAAUGCAGGAUUGGAAACCCUCUGACUUUAUCACAGAAGGGCAGCAUUAUCUCUGUGUUCUUUGCUCCUGUAGAAAGUUUUCCAGAGAAUUCCCAGCCCUGGCCUGGAAUCAGGAGACAGCAAGAACAGAGGCUGGGGGCCCAGGGUUCCCAUGUAGAUGACUUUUGGCCCUGUCCCUGACUUGCUUUCCCAACAGCUUUGGCCUCUCUCCUCGUGCACUCCACUGCUGUCCCUGCAGAUGUUCCACUCUCCACCUCGUACUCUGCAGCGUCUCCAGGCCUGUUGCUAUAGUGCCCACCUGAAUGUCAAUAAACAGCAGCGGAAGCA